AUGGUAAAUUUAAACAAACGAGUGUUUUGGCAUUUUACAUUUAAAGACAUAUUAACUAUUCUGUGUUCAGCUGCUAUACCUAUAGCUCUUGCUAUUUAUACUGCAAUUGGAUCUCAACAGCAAAAGCGAGAAGCUGAAAGAACACGACAGUUUGAUUUGGAACAAUCAGCACAAUUGAGACAACAAACACUUUAUGAUGAAUUCUUAAAUAAUAUCUAUAAGUUAGAUAAAGAUGAUUAUCUCAAUGACACAAAAAAUCCAUGGGCAUUUGCAAAUGCAUAUUAUCGUGCUGCUCAUCGUCAAUGGGAUACAAUACGUAAAGCAGAUGUUAUACAAUUUCUGAAAGAAAAACAACUAAUUGGUAGAAAUAAUUGUACUAAUGGAUGUAGAACAACAAAUCUAGAUGAUAUAAUCCGCUUGAAUGAGUUAAAUUUUGAUAAUGUACAUUUAGAAAGUCAAACUGGUACAUUACAUCAAUUGAAUUUACAAUGUGUUUCUUUUGAUCAGGUAUCGAUGUCAAAUGCAGUAUUUUCAUUUGCUAGUUUAAAUGGUGUGUCAUUUGAUGGAGGGCGACUAGAUAACGUUAAAUUUGAUGGUUCAUCUUUACUUUGUGCUAGUUUCAAUGGUGUCAAUCUAUCGGGUGCAGAUUUUGGAAACUCUGAUCUGACAGGUGCACAGUUUUUAAAUAGUGAUUUGUCAGGAGUUAAAAUAUCGGAAGAUCAAAUAAAACAAGCAUAUUUUCAUAACGUGAUUAUGCCAAACAGAGAGGAGAGUGAAAUUAAACCCUCAACAACAACAAAAAAGCCUAUAACACGAACAACAACAACACUAAUAAAAAACGAAAUGUCAACGACAACAUCAUCAUCGUCAUCGUUAACAACAACAACAACAACAACUACAACAACAACAACAACUACAACAACUACUACAACUACAACAUCAUGCGGUCAGUAA
Messenger RNA from Adineta steineri, 954 nucleotides. The record is from the annotation of a GenBank genome assembly. NCBI's taxonomy places the organism in Eukaryota, Metazoa, Rotifera, Eurotatoria, Adinetida, Adinetidae.